Molecule: messenger RNA, 510 nt
Organism: Dermacentor silvarum
Lineage: Eukaryota; Metazoa; Arthropoda; Arachnida; Ixodida; Ixodidae
Exons: 3
Coding region: 1-510 (169 amino acids)
Source: RefSeq, a predicted model, not a curated record
AUGCACUGUGUGCUGCUUGGAGUGGCACGACAGCUUACUGAGUUUUGGCUGGACAGUGCAAACUCCCAGGAGCCGUUCUACAUUGGCACUCCUUCAACUCUAGCCAAGCUGGACAAACGUCUCCUGAGUAUUUGCCCACCCCACUGUUUCACACGGCUACCAAGGUCCUUGGCAGACAGGUGCUUCUGGAAGGCGAGCGAGUGGAAGAACUGGCUGCUCUACUACUCUCUGCCAACAGUACUUGGAGUGCUGCCACCGCGGUUCUGGAGGCACGUGUCAAUGCUGGCUGAAGCCAUUUUCACUCUGCUCAAGAGUGAAAUUUCACCAACUGAUCUUCAGCGGGCAGGUCAGCUGCUUCAGCCGUUUGUGUCAAGAGCUGCAAGCCUCUAUGGGACUCGCUUCAUGACCUUCAAUGUCCACCAGUUACGCCAUCUGACGUCGAGCGUGGAGAAUCUGGGUCCCCUUGGGCCAACUCGGCAUUUCCCUUUGAAACAGGGAAUGGGAAGCUGA